Molecule: messenger RNA, 9755 nt
Organism: Cavia porcellus (domestic guinea pig)
Lineage: Eukaryota; Metazoa; Chordata; Mammalia; Rodentia; Caviidae
Gene: Celf2
Product: CUGBP Elav-like family member 2
Exons: 14
Coding region: 596-2188 (530 amino acids)
Biological process (GO): mRNA splice site recognition; regulation of alternative mRNA splicing, via spliceosome
Cellular component (GO): ribonucleoprotein complex; nucleus; cytoplasm
Molecular function (GO): mRNA 3'-UTR binding
Source: RefSeq, a predicted model, not a curated record
UAUUUUUUAAAAACAAAUCCUAACUGUAAUGUAGUUACAGCCUCGGAGGGAAGCUCUAAGCCCUGGGUCAGCGUCCCAGAAUCUAAGCUCCGAGAAGAAAGGAAAAAGGAAACCUAACCAGGCAUCUGCCAGGAAUAUGAAAGCAAAAUCUCCGAGGCAGGAGAAACCCCCCAAAGGAGGAGAAGACUGCAGCCUGCAGUAAUCUGUGAAUGAUUGCUGGUAAAGGCUGGAGGCUUCAGGCUUGAUCUGUGUUUGUUCCCACAGAAAGCCAAGGAGGACGGUGUUAAUAAAGAGAGAUUUAACUGAGAGCUGUGCUUGGAAUAAAGUGGGCUACAAAAAGGUCAAAUUUGAUCAGUUGGAGCAGAUUACAGGGGCUUUAAAAGGUGGCGUGGAGAACUCGAGCGGGGCUGGGAAGUAAUAUAACGCAAGAUUGAUUUGGGGGGUGGAGAGAAGCCAGGACGAGCGCUUAUCAGUCCUGGAAGGAGGAAGAACCGCCUGGGCUCGGAGCGCUCCAGCCCCAGCCCAGAAGCCACCGCCCGUCCCCCCACUCCUCCGGGCCCUCCGCUCCAGAUUCGCCUUCGGCAGCUCCUAGACAAUGGUUUCCCUAAUCUCUGACUUGGACCCCCUGAGAGACUGGAAAGUUUUAAGAGAGACUGCCUCAGAGUUAGCUGGGAGUCCACCAAGUAACGGCACAGCCAACAAGAUGAACGGAGCUUUGGAUCACUCAGACCAACCAGACCCAGAUGCCAUUAAGAUGUUUGUCGGACAGAUCCCCCGGUCAUGGUCGGAAAAGGAGCUGAAAGAACUUUUUGAGCCUUAUGGAGCCGUCUACCAGAUCAACGUCCUCCGGGACCGAAGUCAGAACCCUCCCCAGAGUAAAGGUUGUUGUUUCGUAACAUUUUAUACAAGAAAAGCUGCACUUGAAGCCCAGAAUGCACUGCACAAUAUUAAAACUUUACCUGGGAUGCAUCAUCCCAUUCAGAUGAAACCUGCAGAUAGUGAAAAGUCAAAUGCUGUGGAAGACAGAAAACUGUUCAUAGGAAUGGUUUCAAAGAAAUGUAAUGAGAAUGAUAUCAGAGUGAUGUUUUCUCCAUUUGGCCAGAUAGAAGAAUGCCGGAUUCUCCGAGGACCUGACGGGCUGAGUCGAGGCUGUGCGUUUGUCACAUUUUCUACAAGGGCAAUGGCACAGAAUGCAAUCAAAGCCAUGCAUCAGUCUCAGACCAUGGAGGGCUGCUCUUCACCUAUCGUGGUGAAGUUUGCCGAUACUCAGAAGGACAAAGAGCAAAGGCGCCUCCAACAGCAGCUUGCACAGCAGAUGCAACAGCUCAACACUGCCACCUGGGGGAACCUGACGGGGCUGGGUGGUCUGACCCCACAGUACCUGGCGCUUCUGCAGCAGGCCACUUCCUCCAGCAACCUGGGUGCAUUCAGUGGCAUUCAGCAAAUGGCUGGCAUGAAUGCUUUACAAUUACAGAAUCUGGCAACACUGGCUGCUGCUGCAGCUGCAGCCCAGACCUCAGCCACCAGCACCAAUGCAAACCCUCUCUCCACCACAAGCAGCGCCCUGGGAGCCCUCACGAGUCCCGUGGCUGCUUCAACCCCCAACUCCACUGCUGGUGCAGCCAUGAAUUCCUUGACCUCUCUUGGGACUCUGCAAGGACUGGCUGGAGCCACUGUUGGACUGAAUAAUAUUAAUGCACUAGCAGGUACCAUAAACAUUGCUCAAAUGCUCUCAGGUAUGGCGGCUCUGAAUGGAGGACUUGGCGCCACAGGCUUGACGAAUGGCACAGCUGGCACCAUGGACGCCCUCACCCAGGCCUACUCAGGAAUUCAGCAGUACGCAGCAGCUGCUCUGCCCACUCUGUACAGCCAGAGCCUGCUGCAACAGCAGAGCGCUGCGGGCAGCCAAAAGGAAGGUCCAGAGGGGGCAAACCUCUUUAUUUACCACCUUCCACAGGAGUUUGGAGACCAGGACAUUCUGCAGAUGUUCAUGCCUUUUGGAAAUGUUAUUUCUGCUAAAGUCUUCAUUGACAAACAGACCAAUCUGAGCAAGUGCUUUGGUUUUGUUAGCUAUGACAAUCCAGUUUCUGCACAAGCUGCAAUCCAAGCUAUGAAUGGUUUUCAGAUCGGCAUGAAACGCUUGAAGGUGCAGCUGAAACGCUCCAAAAAUGACAGCAAACCUUACUGAUCCUAACCCCAGCGGCUCCCUGCUCUUAUUUUAGCUUUCUUAGGGUAAGUCCCACAAGCCAGCCUGUUCUCAACAGGGAAGGCAGAGGAGGACCACAUUGCCAACUUUUACCAAGAGAGACGAUUAUUUUUACAAUAAGGCCUCCAUUUCCCCAUCCAUCCCCCAGUUUGCCAUAAAACUUGGGCUACCUUAUUUCUAUUGCGUAAAUUCCUCCUCCAGUUGUGCCACUGUAUUCUCCUUUGUUUUGCAAUUUGAAUCUCCUUUUACCUUUUUUUAAAAUUUUUUUUUUGUUUUUGCUUUUUUAAAGAAAAACAUACACACAAAUAAAUGACAUCUUGAGAAUUUAAAAGGCAAACAAAAGCUAAUGUGCAAUUCUAACUCUGAAACCACUGGUGCCCCAAGAGCACUGCCUGGAGAAUUCACCCCUCUUUGUCCGCGCCACCUGCCCCUUCGGAGGGCCCCCAGCGGCAUUUAGAGUAACGUGGUGGCCUAGCAGAGGGAGAAGCCAGGAGAAGCACUUAAAACAACACAAAACGUCUUUCCACUACAUCGGUUUAAGAAGUAGGAUUUUAUUUUAGGGUUCAAAGAAACAUGACACUUACUGGUCAUAUUAUUACACUGGUUGUCUAUUUUGUUAUUGUUUUAUUUUUGUUUUUAGAAAGGAUUAAUGUAAAAAAGAUUUAGAGAUCUGUUUCUUAAAGCUACAGGGUUUAAAAAUAAAAUAAAAAUGAGUGAAAAUACUUGAUGUUUCUUGAAAGAUAAAUUUAAUAAUAAUAAAUACAUAAAUAAUACAUAAAUAAAAAAGAAAGCCACAGGCCUGUAAAUUUUAUUUGUAAAAAAAGCAUUUCUAUUUUUAUACAAAAUUUUUACUGCCUCAGAAAUAAUGGAAGUUAUUUAUUGCCUAUUGUUAACUUAUUGGAUACCUAAAGAGCAGUUCUCUGUCUAGCUAGAACCUUCUGAAGUAGUCUCUAGAGGAAUUGUUCUAGGAAUGGGCUUUUUUUCACCGUUGAACCCUAGACCUAAAGUUCAUGCUUUAUCCUCUCGUUGUUUGUAUCUGUCUGGUUAUUUUGUUCGUAAUUUUCAUUAUCUAGUUUACAGUUCAGUCGUCUGACUUCCCCAUAUGUCACCUUUGUUCAAACUGGACCUUCUCCCACGUCCCUUGCCAGUCCCAUACCCCAAAACACCCAGAAUCCAUCCCCUCUCACUCUCUCCAGAUGGAUUCUCUUGGGGUUUCAUUGUGCUGUGGAAAAAGAGUGUAAGAAAUGCAAAUUAUGUGAAUGGCUCGUAGACUCCCUAAAGACCUAAGAUUUGCAUUAGUUUUUCUCCUGCACCCUUAAAAGUGAUUUUGUUGCUGCUGCAUAGAUUCUGUGUAACUUUUUACUCUUCCUUGUUUUUUCCCUAGACAUCUUCAUGCCCGUUAGUUCAUCGUUUGCCUAGCAUGUCCCUGUGGCGUCUCAAAAAAAAAAAAAGUUUCAUCGUCCCGUCAUUGUUUCUGAUGUCUUUCUGACCUCACAUCAUAUUUGGUUCUCCUACUGACCUUUGAUCUAGUUUGACCUUUGAAAUUUGCAUGUGACCUCAUCUAGCUAUGAAUUCUGGGAAGUCAAUGUAAAAAACAUUGCUGCAUUCAUGCAAGACUGAAAUUAGACAAAUUAAUUAUAGGAAAAAAAACCUGUGGCAAAAAUGUUUCCUUUUUUUUCUUUUCUUCUUCUUCUUUUUUUUUUUUUUUUUUUUUUUUUCUUUUCACAAAACAGACUUGAAAGUAUUAUACAGGGAUUGGCAUUCUUCCCGGUCACUGGUAACAAUAGCAAUAUGUGUCCAGGGACACAGAAUGUUGGUUUCUAACAGACUACUUCCAAAAACAGUUUGAGAAAAAAAACUGUCUGAUUUUAAGUCUCUAGAGGUCUGUAGUUUUUACAUUUUUCAGGCAGUGUAAAGUUUUUUGAUAAGGCCAUUUUAGGUGGCUCACUUUCUCAUUAAGAUAUAUAUAUAGAACCACUUUUUGUAGAUUAGUAUAAGAAAAAUAUUUACCCUGUUUUGGGGCAAAUGCUACCUAUUUGUGUCACCUUUUGCUGAACUGACUCACAGUUAGACAAUCCAUGGUUUAAUGCACAUGAAAUUACCUAUAUUUUAUACUGUUUCAAUGUACAGGAGAAAGGUUACUGUAAACUGUGUUAUGUUGGUGCUUCCGUGAAUUAAGUUGUGGUUUCAUCAUGAGUCUUAUGGUCUUAAUGUUCUUUGUUGAUAAGACAAGCUUAGAAUUGGUUUACUUAAAACAAAAAAAGAAUUUCAAAAAAAAGUUGUUUGCUUAAAAAAUUUCACGUGAGGAAAAAAAAAAACCUAUUCCAGAAUAAGUUUUGUGUUGGCUUGUGAAGCAUUGAUGUCAUUUUUUUCUUUUAUUGUGGACUAUUUAGACGUGUUUGUGUUCAGCAAAAUGUGAUCUUUUUUUUUUUCUUUUAAAGAAAAAAAGUGAAAAUAUAUAGUGCCAAAUUCCAAAGGUACUUCCUUCCUAGAGCUUCAGUGUGUUUCUUGUGAGAAGUAAUUUGAUAACAUGGGUAUUUUAUUAUGUGUUUUGUAUAAAUCCCUAAUAUUUAAAAAAAAAAAGGUUAAAAAGUUUGUUAACUUGCUAUUCUGUGGUCUUGUUGCCUGAAAUUGUUAUUGUUUGUUAUUUCUCUAUGAUGUUUUUUGUAAGACAUUGUAUAAGUGCCCAUGUCUCACUUUUUUAACCACUCUGCCCAUCAAUGCUGUGAAGGCAACCUCACAAUGUAUUUUCUUCAUAAUAUAUGGAAACCUCUAAGGUGAGAAAGUUUUGAACUUUUAACCCUUUCUACCCAGAGCUAUCUGGAAUGUUAGUAACUUUUUAUACUGUCAUCAUUUGAAUUUGUUUUGAAGUAUUUCUAAUUUGGAUUUUUUUCCCUCAUAUCUUCUGAGUUGUUUUUACUACAUUUUUUAAUCCUUUAAGAUCCAAAUUGAAGGGAGAAAAACAAUUUAUUACCUAUAACAUCUUUUCUUCUACGUGGAUUAGUCUUGAUUAUUUUUUUUUUUUAAGAAUCCCUAAUGUCUUGUGUUCGUUCAGUUUAAAUAACUGUCUAUUGGGUAAAUCCUCUGAGGAGAAAAGUAGGUAGAUUCAGCCUCUAAACCUUUAAAAUGCCACAUGCUUUUUGCGAUCAGAUUAGUGAUAUGUGCUAGUAUUUUCAGAUGCCUUGCAGUUAAAGGAUUUGGGGAGGUAGACAGUCUCUUGAGGGGUUGCUUUUGUUUCUUAAAUGCAGCACUCCUGAGAUGUUUAAUCAGCCAUUAUGCUGGGCAUUCUCAGACCCCAGGAUACACCUCCCAUGUAAGCAAGGCAUCUGAAAUGAGAAGCCCAUUGUCCUUUCUCUCCUUUUUUUGUUUUUCAGCUGAACAUAUUUAAAGGGGACUGGCCAUAUAAGCAGAAUUCUGUUCUUUACCAUAAUCACUGACCAAAUUACCAAGCACCAAUUCCUGCUGCCACUUUUUAAAGUGCCAUAUUACUUUGACUUGCUGUGAAGGAAAACCCUACCGGUACAUCCACAGCCCCAACCCACAAAUCCAACCUCCCUGAAAUCAGGCCCUGGAAGCUUCUUGGUCUCAGCUCCCUCUUCCUACUUACCUACCCCAUUUGGUCGUGUGUGUGUGUGUGUGUGUGUGUGUGUGUACCCUGGGAUGGAAAGGACUAGCCUCUAAUGCAAAAAAAAAAAAAAAAAAUUCCUUCUUACAGCACACGCACUUCUAAUUCAGUGAUUUGUAUUAUCCUCACACGUGUUUACUACUGCCGGGGCCUUCCUUCAUCCUUCGAGGGCUAUUUUGUACUUCCUGCAGCACUCAGCUUGCUAAGUUACUUACCGCACAUCUCUCUCAUGUAUCUAUUAUAUGAUGGUGUGGAGAAACAUAGAAACACAAGAAAAUACCACUUGAAUUUCCUAGACCAUUACAUUCAGAAUCUAUUCAUUUAAAAAAAAAAAAAACUUUUUUGUGCUAAAGCAAACUGCCCUGCUUUUCUCUUACCCACCUGCAUCUUCCCCAGAGAAAAACAGUGCAGCUGAAAGAAGGCUCAAAGUGUGUAGUCUUUGAGUUGAGUGUUAAUGAUUUUGCAAGCAACCAAGACAGUCCAUUUGGGGGAAAGUCCUUUUUUGUUUAGAGUGAGUACGUGUGUGUGUGUGUGUGUGUGUGUGUGUGUGUGUGUGUGUGUAUGGAUUUUUGUUUGUUUGUUUUGUAUGUUUCAUUGUUUAAAAUAAAUCCUCCUCCAAGACAAACUGUCCUUUCAUCUUUUAAUAUCAAAAGAAAAUGCUGCAAGGAUGCAGGGGGUCUGUGUCAGGAGGCAGAGCACACAGGAAGACAACUUUUUCAAAACCAAGAGUAGAGAAUAGUCAUGUUAAAGUAAAUUAGGGAAAUGUGAUGAAACGGCAGUCCUCAAAGGCGUAACAAGUUCAUCUUUCUUUCACCGUAGGGGUUAUAGUUCUUUGGCUUGUGCUACUCUGGAAUCAUUUUACUGUUUCUGUUUUUAUUCUCUUAUUAUCUUAAGUGCUAAUUAAAAAGAAGAAAUAAAAUUUUAAAAAAAACCUGUAGUUUCAUUACCUUUUUGAAUAAUGUCAUACAAAAAAUGUAUUUGUGUUUUUGUGCUGUGAGAAUUGUUGUUUGUAGAUUAAUAAUACCAUUUUGUUUAAUACUACAAAAUAGUUUUUAAAUACUGUCUGAGAAAAGCCAAAGUUAAUGCAGCCUAGUGGAAACUGUAAGACCAUUUAAGUAUUGUUUGUUUUAUUGAUGCAUUUGGAUUUUGUUGUUUGAUGGAAUUUGAGCCAAAAAAAACAAAAACAAAACAACAACAACGCAGGCUUUCCUAUUUCUACAACUGAUUGUACUUACGCAUUUUGUACCAGUGGAACUUUUUAUACUGGAGAUUAAAAAAAAUGGAAAUUUUUGUGGCUUACUCUUGUGGGCCCCUGACAAUGACUGAUUUCAAGUUUGAUUUCUGGUUGAUCGAAAGAAAGUUGCUUUUCUUUUGAGAAUUAAAAACUUUGGCUUGAUUUCUUUUUUUCCCUUUGCUUAUAUCUAGCAUUAGAAUUUUGUCUUAAAAUACAGCGGUAAGUUUCACUUUUUAUUCUGUAUUGUGCAGUUACACAAUAAGGUAAUUAGAUUUAGAAGUACUCAGUCACUUUAAGUGGAUAAAUGUAUUAGUUAAGCUUUAGGGGUUUGCUUUUUUGCUGUUUAGAUCAAAGUUUUUUCUGAUUCUUCUGUCCUCAUUGUGAACAUAACCGUGUAGUUGAAACAGUCAAACUUAUUUUUGUAAUGUAUGUUAUUGUGUGAUGCGGUUUUUUGCUUCUGUCUCCAAUAUUAAACCAUUUUCCUAAUACUUGUUUCUCUCUCUGCGUGUUGUAUUGUUGGUAGUCAUUAUAUGUUGGUGAUGCAUCUACACACCUCACUGUUUCACGUAUGUUUUUUUUCUAUAUGUUGUGUAAAAAAGAUAACAGUCGAUUCCAGCUAAGUGAAUAUCUGAUUUGAGGAAAGGGAAAACUGCACAUCAGCCACAUUUGAUUUUUGUACACCGCCCACUCUAACCACUGCUUCAAAGACUGACACACUUCUCUAUGGUUCACCUGAAUAACUGCUUACAAGAUGGAUUUGCCAAGGCAAUUGAUGGUCUUUUGACCACACAGGAUCAUUUCACCGCCUCUUCUGACCUCCCCUUCCCCUUGUCCCUCUCUCAUGAAUGAAUAUGAAUAAAUAUAUACAUAUAUAUACAUAUAUGUAUAACAUAUCUUAACAUUCCCUGGAAUCUUCUGCUGCAUAAUCAUAGAAGAGAAAUAGCAGACCCAGAGUCUGUUCUGUCCACUCCCACGUCCAAAGGCACACACCAUAACAGUCAAGCUCAUUUUAGAAACUGGUGACCUUUUCAAAAGAGGUGAACUCUCAAGGGGUGAAAAAAUGUACUACUCUGGUGAAUAGAAGAUGUCUAAAGGGUUAAACUUAGAUCUACGAGUUGCCAUCAGUAAAUGGUAUGUAUAGAAAAGUAAUUCAUUCCUAUGAGGUAACUAAAUCUAGAGUCAACAGUAACUAUUAAAACAGAAAAAAAAAUAUUUCCAAGUGCUCAAAUGGAAGUUCUACUCCAUCUGGAGGGGAAGUGCAGCCUCUCACACUAAGAUCCCCACAGUGUACUUUUCCAAAGGAAAACCCAUAAGGCCAUGUGCACCCACACACCUUCCUGGAGGAAUCCAUAAGGGUAAGCCGUGUGCCCACUAUCACCCAACACCAGUAAUCAGCGAAGAAUUAUUUCUUAUACACCAUCUACAUCUUAAGCUACAGGCCCUCGUCCCUUUUGUGCUCAUCUUCUAUGCUCAGGAAUCUGACUGCUCUUAAAGUGCUCUUAAAAGAUUCCAUCCAUGUUUGUACCUUGUGUCUUCCCUCUCUUUUCAACUUAGACGCACAAGCUCUGUCUGCCUCAGGCCAUCCAGCACCUGGUGCCAAUGAGAUUUCUCCCUGCCGGUGCUCAGGCUCUCUACCCUCUGGUUUCAACUGCCCCAAGAUUGUAUUUUUUAGUUGGGCCAACAAAAGAGGGGCCUGGUGAGGUGGAGGAAAGGCGACUUUCUCCGAGGCCAAACACCUCUGUAGUAGUAACUUCCAUCAGCUCUAAACCUGCACAGAUGGGAGCUGACUUCCUGCCAACACUUCUGCUCUAAAUCUCAUCAGAGCUUUCAUCAAUUUGUCUCUGGAACCCACUGCUUAGAUGGCUAAAGAUGUGAUUUUUCUUUCUUCUCUGGGGAAGAAUGGGGAGGUAUGAUGAGGGAGGGGAGAGUGGGGGAAAAGGGUAAACAAAUUCUUUCCAAGAUGCAAGGAUUUAUUUUUAAAGUAUGUAAGUAAAUAUAACCACCAUUUGGCAUAAGACAAAAUACUCAUGCUAAAUGAAGGGCAAGACAAAGCCAGUUUUUGUUGUUUUAGAAAAAACAACAAAGUAAUUCUCCAAAGAAGAUGAAAAUGCUAGUUUCUUUAAGCACUUAGUGACUGUAAAGUUGACUCCCACUUAAUCUUACAAGUUUGAUGUUGUAAAACACCAUUGCAGUGCGAACAAGGUCUAUUUGCCAUGCAUGGACCACCUUCGGAAAGCACAGAACCAUCGACAUUUCCUUGCUGAUGGAAACCACACACCUGCAGCCUACAGCAGUUACGUGUGGCCCAUGAGCUCGGACUUUAGCUAGCAGGCUAGGAAACACAGUGAACAUAAAUGUACUGUGAAUCAUUCCUGAUAAGUGAAUAAAAUAUUGUGACCAAACAAUCAGCUUAUUCACUUAUCAGGAAUCGACUGUUCUGCUAACUCACUGUUUUUGUUUUUCAUUUCUGUUGUAGUUCACUAUUUUUGCUGUGUUCUGUUUUCUUCUCUCAUGCUUGGGCAAAAUCACUGGGAAUAUUAUCUUACAUGUGACCAUGAAACGUUUAUAUCGAGUGAAAAUGAUAUCUUAACAAAAUCUAUGCACUUGCUAUCAGGAACACAAUACUGGAUGUGUCUUAUAUAUAUUGAACUAUAUAGUACUCGAUUUCUUAAAUAAAGCUUAAGAAAGGA